Messenger RNA from Paramecium tetraurelia, 1779 nucleotides. RefSeq lists its product as uncharacterized. Lineage: Eukaryota; Ciliophora; Oligohymenophorea; Peniculida; Parameciidae. The record is from RefSeq and is a predicted model, not a curated record. The transcript is spliced from 5 exons.
AUGAAUAAGAAGAUUGUAUUUAGUUAAAGAAAAAUGUAAAUCCAUCAGAAAUAUGAUUAGUUUCUAAUUAAGGAACAUGAAUGGAAAAAAGAUAAAGCUCUGUAUGAAUAAAAGAUAUAAUUAUUGGAAUUACAAUUAGAGGAUUACAAAACAAGAGAAAUAAAUUAAAAGAAGCUGAAUGAUACCAUAACUCAGGCAAUAGAUAUAUCUGGUAAAACAUAACAAAAAAGUUAUUCUGAAUUUCAAAAAUCAAUGGAAGUAUAAUUCUCCAAUAAUAAAAAAUAUUAAGAGUGUGUAACCAAAUUAGAAGAGAAACUUAGAUAUUUAAAUGAAUAAUUAAACGAUAAAGAAAAUUAAUUAAAAGAUCUUGAAAUAUUAUAAUAAAAAUAGCAAUUUAUGAAUGAACACAAAAUCUAAACUUUAGAGCAGGAUAAAUAGUACUUGAAUUAGGAAGUCAAUACAUUAAAAGAUCAAUUGCAAAAACUAGAAGAAAACUACAAAUCUAAAGAGUAAUUACUAAAAUUACAGUGCGAGUAGGAGAUAUAAAAAAUUAAAGAUAAUUCCUUUAAAGAUAUGUAGGAGAAAUAAUCAGACUACGAUUAAAGAUACCAAUAGUUGGCUUAGCUAUAUGAAAAAGAAAAGGAUCAAUUACAAUAAAGACUAUUAAAAAGUUAAAAUACAAUUAAAAAAUAUUAAGAUCAUAUCGAAUCUAACUAAGAGAAUUAGCAAAUGCAAUAAAAAUAUGAAGAUGAAAUAGCUUAAUUAAAAUAGUAGAUUGAGGAAUAACAGAUAUCUUUUCAAUAAGAAAGAAGUGCUUUGAAAAAAUAAUUGGAAGAUUAAAUAAACACUUAAAAUAAUUGUGAUGCUAAUUCAAAAAAGAAAAGUGUUGAGGUCGUAAAAUUAAGAAAUUCAAUGAUUUCUCAAGAUAGUCCUAUUUAAUGCAAGAGCAUACAUAUUCCCUAACCUGAAAGCAAGUAGACAAUAUAGUAAUCUAAAAGCUAAACAAAUACUUUCAACAAAUCAAAUGAAAAAUAAAAAUAAUAAAUUUUUAAAAAUAACCUGUCUUUUGAUAAAAUAAAGCCUAAUAAUUAAGAUACUAUACCAAUAUCAAUUGAUGAAUAUAAUAUUAAGAUGACCAAAAAGUCAAAAUCACAGUCCACUAAUUCGUUACAACAAAAUCAUAAUAUAAACUAAUAUUUGUAAGAGGCUUGUAUCUUUUAAGAGGAAAUGGAGAAUGGAGAGGAAUUUAUAAAACAUAAGAUGUCACAUUAACUGACUACAAGAUACAGCAAUGAAUUAGAAUAAAUGAGAUCAUAUUCAUAGUAAGGAGUCACUAAAAACCCUUUGUAAUCAGCAGCCAAUCUUAGUAAAAUGUUAGGAUAGCAUGAUUAUUGUAAUUUAAAGUAAGGCACUUAACUGUCAACUCAAUCAAAGACUCAUAAUAAUACAUCAUUCUCACAUUUUAAAGUGCCUGCAUUUACUUAAAGUUAAUUGAAUAAUUUGAAACACAGUUUAUAUCAACAACCAUGGACAACUCUAAGGAAUAAUGACUCCCAUAGCAAUCAUAUUGAGUCUAUUAAAGCAAGAUAUAAUGCCUAGGAGGAUUCCAUAUAAAACGAUUCUGUCACUUAAAAAAAUAAUAAAGAGAAUCAAUAUCCUCCAAAAAGUGUGCAUAUCAAUAAUGAGAUUAAAUUUUUAAUAGGCAAAUUGUUAUAGGCUAAAGGCAGAUUGCAAUCUGAACUGGAGAACACCUAAAAGUCAUGCCGAUUUAGGACUUGA